Molecule: messenger RNA, 447 nt
Organism: Cooperia oncophora
Lineage: Eukaryota; Metazoa; Nematoda; Chromadorea; Rhabditida; Trichostrongylidae
Source: the annotation of a GenBank genome assembly
AUCUGCACUCAGUCGAAUGCGUCCACUGAAGGAGUAGAUGUACAAUACCGUAGUUAUACAGUAGUUAUCGGAGUGGAUUCGAUUAAUUAUGGCUUAGAAGGGGUUUUGUUAAAAGAUGCAAGUAAUUUGGUCUCGUUAAAAGCUGAACCGCCCACCAUCUGGCGUUACCAGCUGCUUGUCUACUGUGAUAAUAAAAAAGGUUUCACUACCAGCCUAUAUUGGCGGAAGUUACGACGAGUUCAAUGCAGCAAUGAAAUCGAACUAAAGGAUACAUUCUGUAUCGGACCAGAGGAUCAGCCGAAACCAUUUGAUUUGACUGAAGUUUUCCAAGUCGCCGUCCAGCGGUCUUGGUCGUCUUGUACGGGGAUUGAUAGUGUUCUAUACGGAAAAGCAGACGCAUAUGCAAGUCAAUCUGGAGCAAUUCAUCAGUGUUACAAGGAACUAUAG